Molecule: messenger RNA, 2523 nt
Organism: Diutina rugosa
Lineage: Eukaryota; Fungi; Ascomycota; Pichiomycetes; Serinales; Debaryomycetaceae
Product: protein kinase
Exons: 1
Coding region: 1-2523 (840 amino acids)
Biological process (GO): intracellular signal transduction; microtubule cytoskeleton organization; protein phosphorylation
Cellular component (GO): cytoplasm
Molecular function (GO): ATP binding; tau-protein kinase activity; protein serine/threonine kinase activity
Source: RefSeq, a predicted model, not a curated record
AUGACUACCCUCGAAACCGUACGGGUGGAGCUAGCGCCUCCUGGAGCCUCGCUGGCUGCGAUGCCACGGGCGGUGUCGCCGCCUCCGCAUGUGUCUCUGGCGCCCUUGGCAGCGGCGAACCCUGACGUACCCCCUAAACGGGCCCAUCGUGAAGUGAGAUUCGGUCUGUACAUCCUUGGGUCCAAUUUGGGCGAAGGCGAAUUCGGAAAAGUGAAGCUUGGCUGGCGAAAGGACGGCAAGUUGCCGUCACAGGUGGCAAUCAAACUCAUCAAACGCGAGCUGCUUGCGAAAGAUCUGGAACUGGAAGUCAAAAUACACCGAGAAAUCAAUUCCUUGAAGAUGUUACUGCACCCGAACAUUGUCAAAUUGGUCGAAGUGAUGAAACUGGGCAAGUAUAUCGGCAUUGUGCUCGAGUAUUGCCUGGGCGGUGAGUUGUUCGAAUACAUUUUGCAACAUAAAUACUUAAAAGAGAGUGUGGCGAAAAAAUUGUUUGCUCAAUUGGUUCUGGGGGUCGACUACAUGCACAGCAAGGGACUUGUACACCGAGACCUCAAAUUGGAGAACCUCUUGCUCGACAAGCAUAAAAACGUGAUCAUUCUGGAUUUUGGUUUUGUCAAUUCAUACCGUGAUCACGAUUUGAUGAAAACUCUGUGUGGACUGCCGUGCUAUGCCGCACCUGAGCUUGUACUCUCUCAACAACGCUAUCAUGGUCGCAAGGUUGACAUUUGGUCGUUGGGUGUUAUUUUGUACGCGAUGUUAGCUGGCUACUUGCCCUUUGAUGAUGAUCCUGAGAAUGAAGACGGCCUGGACAUUGUGCGCCUUUACCAAUACAUCUGCAAAACGCCACUUACAUUUCCAGAAUACGUGCUGCCAUUGGCGCGAGACUUGUUGCGCAAAAUUAUUGUUCCCGACCCCAAACGCCGAGUCGAUAUGGAUCAGAUCCGUACCCACCCUUGGUUACAACACCAUGCCAACUUACUUCAGAUUCGUCAACCCGAAUGGGACCGAAUGGCGCGUGAGCGGGCGCCGGUGCAGCCGGCGCCUCGCAGUGCGGCGUCGAAGCGUUACUCGAUGAUUCAAGAGUCUACCACCUCGAACCUUUUGAGCGCCACCCCCAAGGCAGCGCUGAGCACGUCACUGAGCUUUGCUCUGGCAGUAGCACUCCCACGCCCGGUGCGACAGGGACAUGCGCGUCUGACAAGUCAUCAAAUCGAUCCGCUAGUAGUGGCAACUACCGCUGCUUCAUCAAACCCCAUUGCCAAUGGCACUACCAACAACACCAAUGUUGCUCCUGGUACAUCUUCAGUGGACCCACUGCCUCCUUCCACGAUUUCGUCUUAUGGCCUGGUGACGCCAUCGCGACCCACCUCAUCGAUCGGCGGUGUUGGGGUCAACUCAGCAUCCGAACUCGGUAGUAAUGAGUCCACUUUCAUUACUCCUAAUGCCGUCUCGAUGACUGGUGCCACUCGCAUUACACCCAGUGAGGUCGUUGCUAAUGGAGGAACACUUGUGGCACCGACUCCCAGAACUGCUAUUGCUUCUAGACAGCAAGGCGCAUUUUCACAAGCCAGUACGACGCGUUUGCCCCACCAAAAGCCCCGCCCAACGCUGUAUCACCCAACGCUUACACCAUCGUUACUUACUGAUUUAUACAGAGCGCCACUCUCGACCUCGCCAACGAAGGCACCGCCACUUUCUCAAACAACCGACGAAAAUGCUCUGCCUGAGCGAUCCCCCAAAACUAAGCGUGACUCGGCUUUAUUUUACUUGGAGGAUAAAAUGGAACAGCUUGAUCUUCGCGAUGCGGUGGCAGAGAAGCCGCCUCCGGUACCCCAGAAAGAUAACGCUCAAUACGUUUCGCGGAAUUCGCCUCAAACUGCUUCGAAAAGUACCAUCGAUAAAGGGAAAACGAUCACUUCCGGUACCACGGCCACCUCAGCGCCGCCUCCAGUGCCUCCUAAGGAACAACGCAGAGUGCUGCAAUACGGUACUGGUGGUUAUCAAAACAGCAGCGUCACUAACCUGCUCGUACCGGAAGUUUCCACACGUCCCGUACUGAUGAUAGUACCGCCGACACUGCAAACGAUACCCAAACGCAGCCAGCUGACUCACGACAGUGGUCGCCGCGUGCUUCUGGGCGGAGAUGACGACAAGGAGAACAAAAGAAAGAACAGGUUUCUGAUCCUUUCGUUUUAUCUGGGGUACAACUCGCUGACACAGCUGGUGCUGGCGCUUGUGCGAGAAAAGGAGCGCAACCUCGCAAAGGAAAAGGCUAACGAAUCAACCAAACCAUCUCAUGGUAAAGACCAAGUUAAAGAUACUUCGUUACCCAAACGCCCAUUGGAGCCACUGAAGGAGCACAAUAUCACAGGCACCGCGACUAAGCGUAAUGUGCUGACGCUGCUGACUGGGAGCAAGUGCCUGACCACUUCCACGGCGCUGAGCGUGCAGGGGAAGGAGGCGCUGGCCGCCCGCAAGGUUAUGGACUUUUUCAAGCGGCGAAGCGUUCGCCUCGGUAGUUAG